Molecule: messenger RNA, 849 nt
Organism: Beta vulgaris subsp. vulgaris (sugar beet)
Lineage: Eukaryota; Viridiplantae; Streptophyta; Magnoliopsida; Caryophyllales; Amaranthaceae
Exons: 1
Coding region: 1-849 (282 amino acids)
Biological process (GO): DNA integration
Molecular function (GO): nucleic acid binding
Source: RefSeq, a predicted model, not a curated record
AUGGGUGGAGGCUCAGGCCUUCAACAAGAUCAAUACCCAGGUUGUAAAAAUUUCUUGGAAGAGAAAAUCUUCACAAGAUUUGGAAUUCCAGACAAUAUAACCUUUGGUCAAGCCAUAGUAUUCAGGAACCCUGACAAACUGGAUUAUCUUAACCAGUUUAGGAUUAUUAAGUAUCAUUCAACACCUUACUAUGCUCAAGCAAAUGGUCAAGCUGAGGCUACCAAUAAGAUCAUAGUAAAAGGGAUCUCAAAGCUAAUAGAUAAUAAUCCAAGAAAAUGGGAUGAGUUGUUUCUAUAUGCCCUAUGGGCCUACAUGACCUCUAAAAGGGAAGCAACAUGGGUUACUCCUUUUACCUUAGUUUAUGGACACACUCCAAUAAUCCCUGUUGAAGUGAAUGUAAGGUCAUCUACGGUAGCCCAACAAAUGGGAUUAUCAGGAGAUGACUAUUCAAAAGCAAUAAAUAUUGAAAUUAUGAAAGCUCUAGAAGCUAAGGAAGAAGCUUUAACCAAAAUUAGAAUCCAAAAAGAAAAUGUUGCUAGGGCCUAUAACAAAAAGGUAGUGCCUAAAGAAUUCAAGGAGAGUGAUAAGGUUUGGAAAAUGUUUCUGCCAGAAGCAGCUUACAAACAUCCUCAGUUAGGGAAAUGGUCACCUAAGGGGCAAGGUCCCUUUAUUAUUCAUAAGAAAAUUUAUGGAAAUGCAUACCUAUUAAAAGAUAAAAAUGGCAAAAUGAAUGAUAAAGCCUUGAAUGGCAAAUUUCUAAAGAAAUAUCAUCUAUUUAUAUGGGAACAACAUGAUCCUGUGUUUCAACAUAAACAUGCAGAAUUGUUUCAAACAACUAAGGAUUAUUAA